Lontra canadensis (Northern American river otter) is the source of this 1536-nucleotide messenger RNA. Its product is annotated as olfactory receptor 5M3-like. Lineage: Eukaryota; Metazoa; Chordata; Mammalia; Carnivora; Mustelidae. The record is from RefSeq and is a predicted model, not a curated record. Gene Ontology annotation, biological process: sensory perception of smell; G protein-coupled receptor signaling pathway. Gene Ontology annotation, cellular component: membrane. Gene Ontology annotation, molecular function: G protein-coupled receptor activity; odorant binding; olfactory receptor activity. The transcript is spliced from 2 exons. The coding region runs from base 1 to 1536 and encodes 511 amino acids.
AUGGUCAGAGGAAAUUCCACCCUGGUGACAGAAUUUGUUCUCUUGGGAUUAACAGAUCGUCCAGAGCUUCAGCCCAUCCUCUUUGUGCUGUUUCUGGUGAUCUAUUUGAUCACUGUGGGGGGGAACCUUGGGAUGUUGGUAUUGAUCAGGAUAGAUUCACGCCUCCAUACCCCCAUGUACUACUUUCUUGCCAGUUUGUCUUGCUUGGAUUUGUGCUAUUCCACGAAUGUGACUCCCAAGAUGUUGGUGAACUUCGUAUCAGAGAAGAAAACCAUUUCCUAUGCUGCUUGUUUAGUCCAGUGUUAUUUCUUCAUUGCCAUGGUUAUUACUGAAUAUUACAUGCUAGCCGUAAUGGCUUAUGAUAGAUACAUGGCCAUCUGUAACCCUUUGCUUUACAGCAGCAAGAUGUCCAGAGGGAUAUGUAUUCGCCUGAUUGUUGGUCCAUAUGUCUAUGGGUUCCUUAGUGGCCUGAUGGAAAAUAUGUGGACCUACCGCUUGACCUUCUGUGACUCCAGUAUUAUUAAUCACUUCUACUGUGCUGACCCUCCUCUUAUCCAGCUCUCCUGCUCUGACACUUUCAUUAAGGAGACAUCCAUGUUUAAAAUGCUCAAUUUCACCGAUGUGACAGAGUUUAUUCUUUUGGGACUAACCAGUCGUCAGGAAUGGCAAGUCCUCUUCUUCAUCAUUUUUCUUAUGGUCUAUGUUGUCACCGUGGUAGGCAAUAUUGGCAUGAUCAUGUUAAUUAAGGUCAGUCCACAGCUUAACAGCCCCAUGUACUUUUUCCUCAGUCAUUUGUCAUUUGUGGAUGUCUGGUUUUCUUCCAAUGUGACCCCCAAAAUGUUGGAAAAUCUGUUAUCAGAAACAAAAACUAUUUCUUACGCCGGUUGUUUGGUACAGUGUUUCUUCUUCAUUGCCCUCGUCCAUGUAGAAGUUUUCAUUCUUGCUGUGAUGGCCUUUGAUAGGUACAUGGCAAUUGGGAAACCUCUGCUGUAUGGCAGCAAAAUGUCUAGGGUGGUCUGUAUGCGACUGAUUUCUUUCCCUUACAUAUAUGGUUUUCUGACUAGUCUGGCUGCAACCCUGUGGACAUAUGGCAUGUCCUUUUGUGGGAAUAUUGAGAUCAAUCACUUCUACUGUGCAGACCCACCUCUCAUCAAAAUGGCAUGUGCUGGGACUCUAGUAAAAGAAUAUACAAUGACCAUUCUUGGAGGCAUCAAUGUGACAUAUUCUCUGGCUGUGGUGACUAUUUCUUAUCUGUUCAUUCUCAUUGCCAUUCUACGGAUGCACUCAGCGGAAGGGAGGCGAAAGGCCUUUUCCACCUGUGGCUCCCACUUGACAGCAGUCAUCAUAUUUUAUGGGACACUCAUGUUCAUGUAUCUCAGGCCACCCACAGAUGAGUCCUUGGAGCAGGGGAAAAUGGUGGCUGUGUUUUACACCACAGUGAUCCCCAUGCUGAAUCCCAUGAUCUACAGUCUGAGGAACAAGAGUGUGAAAGGAGCCAUGAGUAAAGUGAUCAGGAGAACAUGUUUAACAAAAUAA